GUCCGUGCUUGGGUGUGUAUCUUUUUCGUUCGUUAAUAAAUAUCAAUAAAUACACGGAAAUACAAAUCAUUUACUAUUUUGCUGUGACUCUGCGCGCCUUCUUAAGCUUCAUCCAAAAACCAUCACCACCUACCCUAUAUCCAGAACUUAGGGCAUUUAAUAACAAUUAAACACAAGAGCCACCACUACUACCACAAGCACAACAAACACACGCACACACAUUUUCUGUAUUUGCAUAUAGUAUCACUGAGAAAAUUUUCAACCAUAGGCCUAUCCGAGACCGCCGUCAUGGACGUAAUGUCAUCAUCACUACAACAACAACGCAUUGUUGUUGAUCAGCUUCGUCGCGAGGCUGGCAUCGAUCGCCAAACUGUAUCGGAAUCCUGCUCCAAAAUGAUGAAAUACAUAUCGGAGCAUGAGCAGGAGGAUUAUCUUUUGAAUGGCUUCACCAGUCAGAAGGUAAAUCCAUUCCGCGAAAAGUCCUCGUGCACCGUUCUUUAAAAAGUCGUUAUUGGAGAUGGCGUGCAUACACAUACAUAUGCGCAAUGUGGAUUCCGUGUUGUUUUAACUUAAUGAAAUAUCAUCAAAUAUGAAAUAGGCAAUGAGUGCUAAAUAUUAGAACAUAAAACAGCUAUCAAGACCACCAGUUCUAUUUUUCUGUACGCAAAACCAUUUUGCAAAAUUGUAAACAAAUAUCACGAAGAACUACAAUAUAUAUAUAUAUAUAUAAAUAAAUAUCGAAAUCUGUAACGCAAUCCUUGAAAAUACAAAACAUACUUAUUGACAUAUUCCCUAAAAAAUGAAAAUGAAAAUACAAAAUCAUAGGCAUUUAGUUGAAAAUGUACAUCAACAAUUUUGAUUUGCAAUUGUGGGGAACUUUAAAUAAUACGAAUAUCCCAACUAUUGCAACAAAUACAAACAACUACAAAGCGAACUACAGCAACAACUACCUACAAGAUAAAACACUCACAUAUAUAUGAAAUCUAUAUAUCAACGAACAUGCAAAUAUAAAUACAGACAAAUAUAUUUAUUUAUUAAAAAAGAAGGAAAAAAACGAAAAUAAAAAAAUCCCAAAUAAAAGUAUGUGUCUUGCCCACUUAUUUCACAAAAAAAAAACCUUUCCUUGUAUGUAACGCGUUGAUGCGGAUGAAAUGAUGAAAAAAUAUAUAGCAAGCAAAUAUUAGCACGAAACAAAAUUUUAAAACAUGGAAUGAAACUAUUAAAAUAUUAAAAUAAUUCAAAUAUAUAUUGCAUACAUUAUCGAAUUACUUUAAAAGCUUUAAAAAUCAAAUAACAAAUGUUAAAACCUACAGCAAACAAGUUUAACUUAUUGAAUAUUUUAGUGCGUUUAUUAAAAAGUUUUUAUUAGUAAAUUAUACACAAAUAUAUAUUUAAAUACCGUUGCAGUAACGCAACAAGCAUAUUGCUAAAUGUUACAAAAAUGCAAACAAUUAUGAAAACCUAAUGUAGUUUCGUCCUUUUAAUUGAAAAAAGUUACAUCGUAGAAACGAUGCCAAUCA
Molecule: messenger RNA, 1520 nt
Organism: Scaptodrosophila lebanonensis
Lineage: Eukaryota; Metazoa; Arthropoda; Insecta; Diptera; Drosophilidae
Gene: Ggamma1
Product: guanine nucleotide-binding protein subunit gamma-1
Exons: 2
Coding region: 289-501 (70 amino acids)
Biological process (GO): G protein-coupled receptor signaling pathway
Cellular component (GO): heterotrimeric G-protein complex
Molecular function (GO): G-protein beta-subunit binding
Source: RefSeq, a predicted model, not a curated record